GCGCACUGGGGAGUAGCCUGUUCCCUGGGUGACGGUCAACACAGGCAGGGCUGUAAAACACAAUUGGGUGCGGAUGCUUCCCCAGCCUGUAGAGUUUCUAUCCCCAACAGCCACUCUGAGCUCGGGAUCUGGUGGGGGAUGCAGUGGAAGGAUCUUGUGCAGGCUUUCCUGGGUUAAAACGAGAGUCUCAAUAGGUCUCUCUUUUAUCUCUUUUCUACCUUGCCUGCUUCUCCAGUUCUCGAUGGGCAGCCAACACGCUGGGCUCCCAAGAACUACUUCAGCCGGGCACCGACUGCCCCCUACCAGGCCGCUUGCCUCAUUUUCCGCGGCUCGGGAUGGCCCUGCUACAAGCAGAGCUCUAGCUGGUGGCUGCCAGGGGUCCCCAGCCCCGGGUGUGCAGCAGGACCAGCUGUGGAGGGAGCUUGUGGAAGCCGAAGAGCGAGGCCAACGGCGUUGGGUUGAGAAUUGGGGUUUCCUGAAAGACUAUGACCUUCUGGGAAAUAAGAAGGAGCCUGAGGAGCUGCCUGCAGAUGUGCCGUUCUUCUCAGACACACUUCCCAGCUCCACCAGCAGAGAGGUGGGCAGCAGGGUGGAAACGCCCCUGGGGAGAGCCCUCACGCACAUGGACUUCUUCUUUGUGGAAGGCACUAGGAAGAGGAAGCCGGAAGCUGAGCUGCAGCCAGUAUAGAGGAGAUGUCAUGGCCAGCCAUAGCAGGUGGGUGGACUAGGCCUAGGCUGCCCU
This is a messenger RNA of Acomys russatus (golden spiny mouse), 742 nucleotides long. RefSeq names its product chromosome 1 C2orf50 homolog (gene Cimip5). The record is from RefSeq and is a predicted model, not a curated record. Lineage: Eukaryota; Metazoa; Chordata; Mammalia; Rodentia; Muridae. The coding region runs from base 74 to 688 and encodes 204 amino acids. The transcript has 3 exons.